GUCAACAUACCUCCCCCCUUGAUCCCGCCUCUGAAGUGGUCACAGUCUAUCAGGUGACGUCUCUGUGUUUCUGCAGGUGCGAAACGAAGUGCUGCAUUUGGUGCAAUCGGAGCUGCAGCAGAGAAAAUAUACAGUGAAAGAUGGCCUCUGCCACAGACGCGCGCUACGGCCAGAAGGAGUCGUCCGACCAGAACUUCGACUACAUGUUCAAGAUCCUGAUCAUCGGCAACAGCAGUGUGGGCAAGACCAGCUUCCUGUUCCGCUACGCCGACGACUCCUUCACCCCGGCCUUCGUCAGCACCGUGGGCAUCGACUUCAAGGUCAAGACCAUCUACAGGAACGACAAGAGGAUCAAGCUGCAGAUCUGGGACACCGCAGGGCAGGAGCGGUACCGGACCAUCACCACGGCCUACUACAGAGGAGCCAUGGGCUUCAUCCUCAUGUAUGACAUCACCAAUGAGGAGUCCUUCAACGCCGUGCAGGACUGGUCCACGCAGAUUAAGACGUACUCCUGGGACAACGCGCAGGUGCUGCUGGUGGGAAAUAAGUGUGACAUGGAGGACGAGCGGGUGGUGGCAGCGGAGAGGGGUCGGCAACUGGCGGAUCACCUGGGCUUCGAGUACUUUGAGGCGAGCGCCAAGGACAACAUCAACGUGAAGCAGACGUUCGAGCGGCUGGUGGACAUCAUCUGCGAGAAGAUGUCGGAGAGCCUGGACGCGGCCGACCCCGCGGUCACGGGGGCCAAACAGGGGCCCCAGCUCACCGAGCAGCCGGCUGCCCCACAGCAGGACUGCGCCUGCUAAAGAUCGCCCCCUCGCCCCCCCCCGCCCCUGCACCCCAACCCCAACCCCAACCCCACGCCCUGCCCCUACCUCAGACUCCCUGCACUGCCCCCCCCACCCCCCCCCGGAGGGGUGUCACACUAAAUCCAGUCCCCAUAAGUAGCCUCCUGCCAUGACCUCCAGCAGUGGCCUUAGAGGGAAACUUCACCGACAAUCCGAAAUUUAAACCCGUGCCUGUGCUGCAGUCAGUAUCAUUGUUGAGAAAAACAGCUUUUUUCAACUAAUAGUCUGGGUUUUUUUUUCUUUUUUACCAGCUUUGUGCUGCCUGGCCCUCCUACAAUUCCCAGAAUUCAUUGUGCCACAUCUGCAAAUUACAUUAAAAACAUUCUUGAUCACUUUAAUACAGAAACACAAACAGUUGUUUAGCCACACUGUAGAUGGUGUCGGAUCUUUGUGCUCUAAUCUAGAUUGUCUGGCUGUGUAAAAUUUUAAUUUGCAUGUAUUGUGGCUGUGUGCUAGCUUGGAGCUGACAGGAAGGAAGUGGCAGCACCAGCUCUAUAGUGCAUUGUGGGUAUUAGAGUGCAAAACUAGAAAAGAACUUUCAAUGGAAGGAAGUUGUAGUUUUUCUGCUGUCAGACAUGGAGGAAUGUUGAAUUUUUGGCAUUUCAGCAGCAUAUUACAGCCUUCAGUGUGUCUGAGGCAUCAUACCUGCCUGCUGAACCUCAAGGUAAGGAACGACAUGCAAAUUUAUCAGCAUUUUCUGCUAAAUUAUUGAAAUUUGGUAUUAAAUAUUCGGUGAAGUUACCCUUUAAAGCUAGAAAUGUUUUUCAGACCCCCACUACCUUAAAAAAAACUGUCCCCCACCCCGUACGCCUUACACCCUACCCCCUUUCACCUCAUGCGUUUCGUACACGCCUGAAGGUACCUUGGUGAGUGGUUAGGGGGGCACUAGUGUAAAGGAUAAUCUGCAAAGUCCCAGGCUGACUUUAGCCAACUGCUGCAGAGUCCCUGUCUGACCGCGUCUGGGCUAUUGGGCCCAGCCUGGACCCAUGGUGAACACCUUUAUUAACUGAAUCACUGGGGAGCCAUAUACCCCCCUCCCCUCUCCCCAAACUCAGUAUUUUAACAUUGCUAAAUUCACUAUGUUACUUUAUUUAGUAUAUUCUAAAGCUCAUAUCCACUGUAAGAAUAAAAGGCCAGUUGGAACAAAAUGAAGGCAAGACAUUGUAGGGAUAAGAACAGGCCAUUCAGCCCAUUUAGACUCACCAGUUACCUGAAGUAUACAGGCCUGUACUUCAGUACUGAAAUUCUGUUGAGAGAAAUUUAAGUUGGGGGGGCGGGGAGGCGGGGAGGGGGGGGGAUCUUGCAACUGUCUUUUGAAAGGUGUAAAUACAUGCGCAGUAUAUUAUAUAUCUAAAGGUAUAUAUUUAAGAAUCCACAUAAGAAAAUGAAAUAUUAGAAAUAUGAAUAGAUGAGUGGUGAAAUUUCAAAAUAUGAACAUAUUACUGUGUAAAUAUUACCGAUAUGUCUCACAGAUUUCUCUCAUUUUGUUGCUUUUUCGUCCCAGAGCUGUCCACACUCUUCCCCCCCCCCCCCCCAAAAAAACACCAAUAUGCUCCUUUUCUGUUUGUGCUCAGUUGGAAAUCCACCAUCAUUGUCCUGUUCUCUUUCACUGUAGAAGUGGAAUGCAAGCGCCAAGUACGAUACAGCGCCCCCGCUUGGUUGGGAGGGCUUUAUUACACAAAACACAAUGUAGCGCACCUGAACUUGGACAAGUACCCAGAAUGCAGUGUUUAACAUGUGGUGUCCUGUCCCCCCCCCCCCCCUCUUAGGGGGGGCUGUGGUGCUCAGCAGAUGCAGUUUCUUUCCUUAUUGUCAUUUUUUUAAACCGAGUUCUGUGAAUGGUUUUAUUUGUGGUCUGUGAUCAGCUGUAACUGUUUUAGAUUGCAGUUUAAACUGGGCACAUGGAACCCCCGCAGUCAUAGACUUUAUUAAGGGGACUGAAUGCCAGUCCAUCAGUCACCCAACACUAAAUGCAGACGUAUAUACUGUAUAUGAGAUCAUUAUUUAUUAGUCUUAUUUAUUUAUUUAUUUUUGUGAUGUAUCACUUUUGACGUCUGCGUCGUGCUCCACGCUAGGUGGGGGGAAAGGGGGUGAGAGUGAUGGCAGCUGUUCAGCUGCGGGAGGUUGUGACAGCUGUCACUCAGGUUGAUGGACCGGGAUCUUGCUGGGAGCGGGUUUUGAAGGUUCCGCUGGGCGUGGGUUCUGCUGGGUCCACUGGGUCCGUGGCUCGGCUCAGCUGAAGGGAGCUGGCGGUCUGUGGGCUGCUGGGAGCCAGAAGGCCCGUCGGGCGGGUGACUGUGAGAUUUCCCCAGAAGGCCCGUCGGGCGGGUGACUGUGAGAUUUCCCCAGAAGGCCCGUCGGGCGGGUGACUGUGAGAUUCCCCCAGAAGGCCCAUCGGGCGGGUGACUGUGAGAUUCCCCCAGAAGGCCCAUCGGGCGGGUGACUGUGAGAUUCCCCCAGAAGGCCCAUCGGGCGGGUGACUGUGAGUUUCGAUCAGUCCAUGCUGCUCUCCGCAGGUUUGGGAAAGGAAUGCCUCAUUCCCGAUCUUUCCGUGACCAAAAACAGUUCCAGGCUAACCAAUGACAUGGACUGUUCACUUCGUCUGGCCACGCCCCUCACCUGUCACCUGUCACAAUGCUAGGACCUCCUCACACACACCUGUACACAUCCACGUAUAUACACGCUCACAUGCACCUGUGCUCUCACACACACACUCACACACACGGGUGUAUACAGGCGUCAAGUACGCACAAAUGCGCAUACACAUAUAUGCACAUACACGCUUGGACACACGCUCGUACACACACAUCUGUAUACACACUAAUGCACGUACACACACAAACACUUAUUCAUACUGAAAUUAUUUCCCACCUCAGAGCAUGAUGAAUUAUGGGAGAGUAGUUAUGAUGUGGAAUAACGGGAUAUAACCGUGAAAGGGAGGGGCCCGUUUCCAUAGUUACCCAUCAUGGGGGGGUGGGGGGGUUCCGUGUGUUGGGCUGUGAUAGUGGAUUUGCUGGAGAAGGAACCCACCUUAGGGUUCCUAGGCAACUGUUGCAGCCUAGGGACUGUUGCCUAGGUACAAUAAUGUUUCCGGAGCUUUAGUCUAGUGGUACAUUUUUGAGAGAGCACUAGUGUUAUAAUUAUGAUUAUUGUGACGUAUUGAAUUCUGUUGUUUUUACACAUGUAGUCGAGUCCUUUCCCUGCUUGACCUUUGCUGUAAGCAUCGCCCUUGACCCCUGACCUCUGACAUUGGUCCAUCUUCUCCUAUCACUCCUUGUUCCUGGUCCAGUAAACUCUAGACACUAUUGGUGGUUCUCCAGUUCUGCCCUCCCAAUAGUCUUCCUUGCUGUAAAUAAACAGAAUUGUACAUAGGUUUUAGUCAUUUGUGUGAAUUGUGCUGAAAUGACUCCAGGUUUGCAAAAAAAGAACAAAAAACAAAAAAACGAACACAAAGCAUCUUUUCUUUUCGUUCUAUUACUGCUUGUGAAUGACUGUACUUAUAAAGCAAUAUUUAAAAAAAUGGAAAAUACAUUUUUACAGCGUGGGAGUUUUUUUUUUGACCGUUUAAAGAUGUAGGGCAAGUGUUCAUCGGCAGGUAUGUGGCAGUGCUUUGUGUUAGAACGGGAGGGUGAGGGGCCUCGUUCUGGGGGACCUGCAGCGUGUGGAGUUUGACUGGUCGGGUCUGUGCAGUCUGCUGUUGAUUGCUGGGUUAAGUCUGGUUUUGAUUAGCUGAGUCUGGGUUCAGUCUGGUGUUGAUUAGCUGAGUCUGGGUUCAGUCUGGUGUUGAUUAGCUGAGUCUGGGUUCAGGCUGGUGUUGAUUAGCUGAGUCUGGGUUCAGUCUGGUGCUGAUUAGCUGAGUCUGGGUUCAGGCUGGUGUUGAUUAGCUGAGUCUGGGUUCAGGCUGGUGUUGAUUAGCUGAGUCUGGGUUCAGUCUGAUGUUGAUUAGCUGAGUCUGGGUUCAGUCUGGUGCUGAUUAGCUGAGUCUGGGUUCAGGCUGGUGUUGAUUAGCUGAGUCUGGGUUCAGUCUGGUGUUGAUUAGCUGAGUCUGGGUUCAGGCUGGUGUUGAUUAGCUGAGUCUGGGUUCAGUCUGGUGCUGAUUAGCUGAGUCUGGGUUCAGUCUGGUGUUGAUUAGCUGAGUCUGGGUUCAGUCUGGUGUUGAUUAGCUGAUCUGGUUCAGUCUGAUGUUGAUUAGCUGAGUCUGGGUUCAGGCUGGUUUUGAUUAGCUGAGUCGGUUCAGUCUGGUGCUGAUUAGCUGAGUCUGGUUCGGGCGGGUGUUGAUUAGCUGAGUCUGGGUUCAGUCUGGUGUUGAUUAGCUGAGUCUGGGUUCAGGCUGGUGUUGAUUAGCUGAGUCUGGGUUCAGUCUGGUGCUGAUUAGCUGAGUCUGGGUUCAGUCUGGUGUUGAUUAGCUGAGUCUGGGUUCAGGCUGGUGUUGACUUUGGAAGUGAGUGGGUGACAUCUGCACCAGCUGAACUAUGUCAAACAACGCAGCACCUGACGGGGAGAUGAGACAGGAAGUUAAAAUCAAUGUUUUGACAGCUUCGCCUCUUUUUUAGGUUUCAAAAAAAAAAAAAAUACAAACCCUAUGAUCUCACACUGAAGGAGCUGUGUCCUGGUAAAUACUGCUUGUAGAACAGGUACUGUGGUAGAUCUGUGGUAAUCUUAGAUGUUACAAACGUGGAAUCGCUGCUGUUCUGCUAUUUUACCUUCCUCGUAGUCCGUUCGGAUCGACUGAAUAUAUUGGUGACGGUAAUUCAGUUCAAUUAAAAAGUACAAACCUGGAAAGAAAUCUCCUGAAAUGUAAUAAAAGCCAGAAGACUGUUACUCUGAAACACGUGGAGAACGCCCCAGGGGUCUCUGCCCAUCGGGACGCCCCAGGGGUCUCUGCCCAUCGGAACGCCCCAGGGGUCUCUGCCCAUCGGGACGCCCCAGGGGUCUCUGCCCAUCGCGCGCGCUGGCGGUGGAAUGGGGCGGUUUCUGGGGCUCGAGGUUCUCCGCUCCAGGAGCGCAGUGCGGUCCUCCGAGAUCCGCGCGGCAGGUCUGGGUUCCGGCUCUCGCGUGUGCGGUCCAGCCAAAAACACAGAGGAAGACGCGUUGGGCAGGACCACAAGGGUCACGCACGAAGUGUGUGCAAAACUGUUCUCAGCGUGUGUGUGUGUGUGCGCGCGUUCUGUGGGGAAUAUGCUCUAGUAGACCAUUCCUGAUGACUUAUGACAACUUUUUUAUUUAUUUUUUCCUUCGAGUGUUGCUCUUUUCAGAAUUUUUUCUUACCUGUUAUAUCAUUUUUAUGUUUUUGCGAUCGUACAUCAUGCAUCAAAUGAAGAAUUGCACAAUACUGCAGAUUUUGACUUGGUUUACAUAGAUUUUUACACUUGUUUUAUGGAAAUAAAAUAUAUUUAAGAAAAGAAAAAACAUUCAUUAUUCAGUUUAGCAGUUACAAUUACAGUGAGAAAAAAAUGAACUGUGUCAAAAUGUUAGAUUGUGAGCAUUUCCUGAGCUGCUGUACAUGUUGUGGAACAAUAAAUAAAGUCAAAAAUAAAAGUUUGUGCUGUCAAUAA
This is a messenger RNA of Anguilla rostrata (American eel), 6400 nucleotides long. Its product is annotated as ras-related protein Rab-3A-like. Gene Ontology annotation, molecular function: GTP binding; GTPase activity; myosin V binding. The record is from RefSeq and is a predicted model, not a curated record. NCBI's taxonomy places the organism in Eukaryota, Metazoa, Chordata, Actinopteri, Anguilliformes, Anguillidae. The transcript has 5 exons. The coding region runs from base 141 to 803 and encodes 220 amino acids. Gene Ontology annotation, cellular component: plasma membrane; endosome; synaptic vesicle. Gene Ontology annotation, biological process: axonogenesis; synaptic vesicle exocytosis; protein secretion.